AUGCCUCCGAUCGCCCAGAAUAGCUCCAGAGGUAAGAAAGGACAGGCUCUGGAGAGUGUACGAUCAAGCCUUCUGAUUCCUUCAAGUUUAAGUCCACAAGCUGGAGAGAAUGUAUCUUCAGCAGCAGUUCAAGAUGAAUCGCACAAUGAGAUGCUCUGGCGCCCUUUCUGGUUACGGGGUGCUAUCAUUGGAGCAUUCUGCGUCCUAUUCUCUGCCUGCACAGUAGCGAUAUCAUGUAUCGCAUCCUAUUCAAACGGCCACGAUGGCUUGAAUAACGCUCAGAAGGGUCUGAAACACCUGUGGAGAUUUGGUCCUACUGUCUUCAUCACACCCAUCUCUAUAUUAUGGUGGAGAGCUGAACUGCAGACCCUCAGAUAUUGGCCUUGGAUCUGCCUAAGGAGAGCGAAGCAUGGUGAUAAACCAGGCACGAAUGAGCUCGACUAUACCUCGCUCAUCACACCGAACGUCCUCAUCACAUCUCUCAAACGCAGAGAUAUAUUCGUCUUUCUCGUCGUUUUAAUUUCGGUGUUACUAAAAGUUCAGAUCGUUCUUUCUGCCAACAUCUUCCAGCUGAUAACCAUGGAGGUCACGGAGCCAAUUCAAGUCCGUGCCCUUACUUCAUUUGAAGCAACGAAUGAUCUAAGCAACUCAUCCAACGCAAUAGCAUACUUCAAUGCAAAAGCUAUGCAGAACUUUGAUAUGGAGCUUCCCUUUGGCGUCUCAAAUGAAUGCGCCUAUCAAACAUUUGAACUGCCCGGGCCAGGUCCCAGCUCCCGCGGCACUGUCGAGAGCCCCAUAGAAGUACAAGUUGAUGGAUUAUUUGUCGAUGUGAGAUGCGAGCCGUUACACAAUUACACCUAUCAGAGAAUCUAUAACCAUGUACAAUCAUAUUAUUUUUCCGCUGAUCUCAAGUUCCCAAGUUGCGAGACGCUCGCCAACUUUGACUUGGUUCAGAUGCAUGGAAGCCAACUUCCGAUGCCUUUCGAGGAAGUAUUUUCGAAUGCUACAAAUCCUCAUCUAUGCUCGUCUCUUAUACAAGCAAACACUCAGUUCUUGUAUUAUUCAGGGCUUCUCACAGCUUCUCAGCACAAUCAAUCUAUCCCAGAACUCAACAAGCUUGCUGCCGCUAUAUGCUCCUCAAGAGCAUACAUCUCCAAAGUUCAGGUCGUGGACAACGGUAUUCGCCCAAAUAUAACGAGGCUACCUGGCGCAGAAGAGAUUCUCAUUCCCUCCGACCCAUGGCAAAUGGUAGUCGAACUUCUAGAAGCCGCUGGCAGAGGCUUGGGGAAGGACAUUAUUGAAGAGCAAUCUAUCUUAUCUGGCAAAAAGCUCAACAAUGGGAAUGAGACUCAAUAUCAAAGCGAUAUGCUCCAGCAAAGUAUGUCGUCCUUCAUUGGGACGUUGAGUCCAUUUAUCGCGAACUAUAUCCUCCGCCAAGAUACUGAAAAGGAUAUCCCUGGGUCUAGAAUAAUAAAAGUCGAAAGGCUACAGGCAAACAAGGGCAUAUGUGUGGCAAUGGCCGUAGUCUUUGGUAUAAUGGCCCUGAUUUCCCUAUGGGUCGUUUUUUACUCCAAAGGGAUUGCGAACGUUUGGUAUAGAGACCCGGCAACAAUCCUCGGAUCUAUGCUGUAUUUCCUCGGGAAUCGACAUCGAGAUCCGUUCAUCUAUUCUUCUUUGUCGAAAACGCGACGUAAGAUGAAAGCCGAGUGGAUCAAAGCUGAAACUUACUCCCCUUUGGUUGUUAGGAAAUCUUCCCGGAUUUUCUUCGUCGUAUACACCAUUGCGCUUAUAGCUGGAUUGUCGGCGACAUUGAGAAUAUCUUGGCGCUCGCAAGGGCUGGCUACCGUCACGGAAGAUAAGAAUCCGCUGUUGUGGAGUUCUCUGCCAGUAUUGGCAUUUCUCAUUGUCGCCAUGUACACAACCUCUUCGGAUGCCACUCUAAGAAAUCUAGCCAUCAUGUCUAAAUUAAACAUCGAUUUCUGUUCGGCUGAUCAACUGGAUAUAUCUCUACUUGACAUGAUAGGUUUAAAGGCUUUAUAUCACUCCAUCCGGCUGAAGAUCUACUCAGUGACGUUGUCACAUCUUCUCGCUACCAUUUGCCUCUUUUUAACAGCACUGUCGACUGUCCUAUUCACGCCUACUAUUAUCCCACAGAAGACAAUCAUGGAAUUUCCGCAAACCAGCUGGUUUGGGACUCGUGUCUUGGAAAAGUCGCAAGAAACCAACUCCGAUACUCGGCUAAAUCUAGAUAGCCUCAUUCUCACCAGAGCCUUUUCCAAUUUCACGUAUCCAGAAUCCACUUACGAGGGUCUGGUGUUUCCUUCUCUGGAUAUAAAUAACCCGGAAAUCAAUUGGAAGUCUGGAAUAUCAGCCACGGCCAGGAUCCCAGCAGCGAUGUUAAUGCCUACAUGUGGUCGAGUUCCCCGCGAUGAUUACAGCUUGGUUUCUGAUACUGUCAAUACAGGUACGGAUUAUAUUUACGGAAUCCGAGCAAUAGAGAUCUUCAAUUGCAGCGAUGGCACGGAAACUCAAUUAAUCAACUGGAUCGACUCAAGUAGCAAGGCCUGGAGGGACAAGCGGUCAUACAUCGCCGGCAUUCUUGCGUCCCUGGAUAAUCCUGUUGUUAAAGCUCAGAACUGCAAAAAAAGCCAAAACCAAAAGCCGGAUCCAAUGAUAAGUUAUCAGCCGUUUAGGGUACAAACGUACUUGUGGGGAAAUUUCUCUGUUGGAUCAAGCAACGAGGAUGGUGGCUUUGAGUACAUUUCUCUUUGGAAAUGCAACUACACUUGGGUCGAGGUCAUGGCGGAAACCAAGCUCACAUGGACUGACGGACACCUCGCCAUCAACCAUACGGAUCCUCCCAAAAUCGACCGUUCAAGUACCAAACCCUGGAGCCCGCCAUUUAGCGUUCCCCAAUUUGAUGGAAACCUACCAGAAGGCCCUUCCUCCCCUUCCUCCCUCGGCGUGUUUUCACAGCAGCAUUAUAUAAAUGAGUUGAUCGACAGAUUUGGCGAUCAGUUCAAAGCUAUCGUAAAGCCAUAUGGCCCAAUCGCGGUCGAAGACUUUGAUAAUCCAGAUAAGGAAUCUGAAAUUCUGGAGGCUCUUCAUUUUAAUGUCGCGAUGGCCAGUGCUCAGCUUGUCAAUGUUGAGCAGAGGUUCAACAUCAACGAGACCUCAAAUGUGGCUCCCAAAGAACACGGAGAGCUCCCCAAAGUUAAGGCUACAAUCCUGGACCCAGACCGGACUCGAUUGGUCCAGAACACGGCAGUUACUAUCGCAAUUCUGAUAAUACUUUGUAUUGUUGCCAGUGUUAAUAUCUGGGCUUUGGUGUCUGCCGCGUUACGCCGUUAUUACGGUACACGUAGCUGGCUUAUCGACAUGGAGUUCAAGGGGGUAGCACCGGAUGAUUUCAAUAGUAUUGCAUUGACGGAUGCUCUGCUUCACGAUUCCAAUAUCAAAGAGUAUUUGGCGGAGGAUUUGCAACUUACGCCGGCAAACAAGAUAUAUGAGGACCUGCGGGAGCUCUCCUUUGCGCUGGGUUGGUUUGGUGGAUAUGGACACUGGGAGGAUGAAGCUGAAUUGACUAUUGGAGUCUUGGACGACGAACAGUCUCCAUUUCUAGGAUAUAGGCAAGGGCAGAAAUAG
This is a messenger RNA of Clonostachys byssicola, 3645 nucleotides long. NCBI's taxonomy places the organism in Eukaryota, Fungi, Ascomycota, Sordariomycetes, Hypocreales, Bionectriaceae. The record is from the annotation of a GenBank genome assembly.